This is a messenger RNA of Xylaria bambusicola, 936 nucleotides long. RefSeq names its product mitochondrial carrier. The record is from RefSeq and is a predicted model, not a curated record. Bases 1 to 936 code for a protein of 311 amino acids. The transcript is spliced from 4 exons. NCBI's taxonomy places the organism in Eukaryota, Fungi, Ascomycota, Sordariomycetes, Xylariales, Xylariaceae.
AUGUCGACCACUGUUGGAGCUUUCAUAGCUGGUGGCAUCGCCGCCUGCGGUGCUGUCACGGCCACGCAUCCUUUCGAAACCGUCAAGAUUCGAAUGCAGCUGCAAGGCGAGCUCCAAUCCAAAGGCCACCAGCCACAUCACUACCGAGGCCCCAUCCACGGUGUCAGCGUCAUUGUCCGAAAUGAGGGCAUUCGUGGCAUAUACAGAGGUUUAGGAUGCGCAUACGUGUAUCAGAUCUUGCUCAACGGCUGCCGGUUGGGUUUCUAUGAGCCCAUGCGCCAUGGUCUCGCGUCCCUCCUGUUGAACGAUGGUGCUAGGCAGAAUCUCGCCAUCAAUAUGUUUUGCGGCGCAUCAUCGGGCAUCAUUGGCGCCGCCGCCGGCUCCCCUUUCUUCCUCGUCAAGACCCGUCUUCAGAGCUAUUCACCCUUCCUCCCUGUCGGCACACAGCACAAAUACCGCAAUGCGAUCGAUGGUACGCGCCAGAUUUACAAGGCGGGUGGCAUCGGUGGCCUAUACAGAGGUGUGGGCGCGGCCAUGAUUCGUACCGGCUUCGGUAGCUCCGUACAGCUACCCACAUACUUCCUAGCAAAGAGAAUGCUCACGAAGCACGUGGGCAUGGAGGAGGGUGCGCCAUUACAUCUGGCAAGCAGUACUGCAUCAGGCUUUGUAGUCUGCUGCUUCAUGCAUCCACCAGAUACUAUCAUGUCACGUCUCUAUAACCAACAUGGUGACCUGUACAAGGGUGUUUUUGACUGCCUGGGCAAGACGAUCCGUACCGAAGGUUUCUUUGCCAUCUACAAGGGCUUCCUCCCCCAUCUAGCUCGCAUAUUACCACAUACCAUUCUGACACUCAGUCUUGCUGAGCAAACCAACAAGUUGGUUCGAAAGAUUGAGCAGAAAAUUCUACCCGCUUCAGAGUUUGGUGAUGCUCGUUAA